Messenger RNA from Lemur catta (Ring-tailed lemur), 3342 nucleotides. It is a transcript of the gene HEYL, whose product is annotated as hes related family bHLH transcription factor with YRPW motif like. Bases 57 to 1043 code for a protein of 328 amino acids. The transcript is spliced from 5 exons. Gene Ontology annotation, biological process: Notch signaling pathway; anterior/posterior pattern specification; regulation of neurogenesis. NCBI's taxonomy places the organism in Eukaryota, Metazoa, Chordata, Mammalia, Primates, Lemuridae. The record is from RefSeq and is a predicted model, not a curated record. Gene Ontology annotation, molecular function: protein dimerization activity; DNA-binding transcription factor activity, RNA polymerase II-specific; RNA polymerase II cis-regulatory region sequence-specific DNA binding. Gene Ontology annotation, cellular component: nucleus.
CUUGGCGACUCAGAGCCCGGGACGCAGGGCUGAGACCCAGGCAGCCUGCGAUCGCCAUGAAGCGGCCCAGGGAGCCGAGCGGCUCGGACGGCGAGUCGGACGGGCCCAUCGACGUGGGCCGCGAGGGCGAGCUGAGCCAGAUGGCCAGGCCGCUGUCCACCCCCAGCCCUUCGCAGAUGCAAGCCAGGAAGAAACGCAGAGGGAUUAUAGAGAAACGGCGCCGAGACCGCAUCAACAGCAGCCUUUCUGAAUUGCGGCGCUUGGUCCCCACUGCCUUUGAGAAACAGGGCUCUUCCAAGCUGGAGAAAGCUGAGGUGUUGCAGAUGACGGUGGAUCACUUGAAAAUGCUCCAUGCCACUGGUGGCACAGGAUUCUUUGAUGCCCGAGCCCUGGCAGUUGACUUCCGGAGCAUUGGUUUUCGGGAGUGCCUCACCGAGGUCAUCAGGUACCUGGGGGUCCUGGAAGGGCCCAGCAGCCGUGCGGACCCCGUCCGGAUUCGACUUCUCUCCCACCUCAACAGUUAUGCAGCGGAGAUGGAGCCUUCGCCCACACCCGCCGGCCCCCUGGCCUUCCCUGCCUGGCCCUGGUCUUUCUUCCAUAGCUGCCCGGGGCUGCCAGCCCUGAGCAGCCAGCUCGCCAUCCUGGGAAGGGUGCCUGGCCCUGUCCUCCCUGGCGCCUCCUCUCCCGCGUACCCCAUCCCAGCCCUCCGAUCCACUCCCAUUCGCAGAGCCACUGGCACCAUCCUGCCACCCCGGAGGAAUUUGCUGCCCAGUCGAGGAGUAUCUUCUGCCCGGAGGGCCCGCCCCCCAGAGAGGCCACCUGCCCCUGUGCCCGUGGCCCCCAGCAGCAGGGCUGCCAGGAGCAGCCACCUCGCUCCCCUCCUGCAGUCUUCCUCCCCCACACCCCCUGGUGCUGUAGGGUCCGCUGCUUAUGUGGCUGUUCCCGCCGCCAGCCCGUCCUCCCCAGGGCCGGCUGGGAGGCCGGCAGGGGCCAUGCUCUACCACUCCUGGGUCUCCGAAAUCACUGAAAUUGGGGCUUUCUGAGCUGGCCCCCACCUGCACCCCCAGAAGUGAGGAAGGUUCUUUUCCCAGGAGCUCUAAAAGCGGCACUGCCUUCUCUACUUUGCUUCGCGGACUGGCUCAUAUGUGAAGGCACCUGCACCAGCCACCAGAAGCCCCCUCCCCCUCUGGGCUUCUCUCCUCCUCACUGCUCACCCAGCCCAUCCACCCAGCUCUCCUGGACAUGUUCUGAUCUCAAAGGCUUGGUCCCAUCUCUCACCUGCACAGAUAAGUCCUGGAGCUGUGCCUGGACCCCGCUCCUGCCCAGGACACAUGGGGCAGCAGGCGCAAAUCUUGGGUCUGGGAACAAAGCUUUAACCUAAAGGGUACCAGGGCCCGAGGCAGGCUGUUUCCCCAGAGGGGUCAGACCCCAGUUAGGAGCAAUGACUGACUGGCUGCAGCCUUUCCAGGCUGAGGGGGUGGAACAGUGUCUGCCUCACUUCCUGGAGCAAGGGCCACAAAGAGGUCUCCUGGGGCCCCUGUCUGCCCUGGCCACCUGUCUUUGGCCCACCCCAUCGCAUUGAACCACAGGACAGACUCGUUCUGCGCUAUGGCCAGGGCCUGGAGAUUAUGGGUGGAGUGGGGCCUGCUCCCACCCUCUUCCCAGAACCCCCGACCCCCCACAGCUGACCAGCAGGUCCCUGCACACAGCUGGCUGGACAAGCCUGGCUGGGAAGAUUCCAGGCAGCAGCAAAACUCUGUGACAGAGUGUCCUGACACCAGGCCUCGACAGCUCUCGCGUACCAGAGCCAGGGUUGAGCAAUGGAGCACCCAGCUCCCAGCUCCUCGCAGUCACCGUGCUCCAGGCAUGUGGUCCCUCCCCGCUGGGUGCACAGUUUGGAGAGGCCGUGGCCCAUGCGGUGGCGCCCAGAGAGGAAUCCUCUUGGGAUUCGGCACCAGACGUCUGUGCUGCCUGGUCUGCCUCCAGCUCACAGAGCCAGACUGCUCGGACAGCCAGGGGCUGUCGGGCUGGACAAAAAUAGCUGCGAGGGGGGGCAAGAGGAAGGACGACUCAAGGCGGCUCAGCCCUUCAAGGUCACGCAGGGGGUCGAGGGCCUGAGAUCCUGUUCACCGGGGUUCCACACAGCUGGCGCUGCUCAGGGACCAUUUCGUUACCCAGCUCCACUCCGGGCCACUUUCCUCUAACAGAGGGAGCCGAUGGCCCAGAGACCAUUCCCAGCAGAAUAGCAGAGACUGAACUGGCAGCCAGUGGGACCAGUGUUGCAUACCAGUUGAUAGAAUGCAGAAACAUUUCUUUGCUUGUUGGUAAAUAUCUGCUCCCCCUGAGGGACUCCGAGUGCCCCCUGCCACCUGCAUGUCCCUGAGGACCCCCAACCUCUGGUUAAUGCCUGACAGAUCCAAGGCUGUGGGGUCCUUGAGCUGGCAAUUCACUGGUGCUCGUUCCUCGCUGGUUAUUAAACACUUCAGACGUCAGCCCUGGGAAGAUUCUCCCACCUCCUCCCUUUGAUGGGACCACCCUCCCCAGAGGAGACUCCGUGGGCUCAAAAGUAGAGUUUGCAGAAACCCUGGGGAUAAAAGGCCCUUUCAGAGAAGUGGUUAAGAGGGCAGAGAUCAUUUGGGUGACCCAGAAAGCUCUUUUGAAAAUGCAGACUCCUCGAGGACGGUUCACGAGGUAAGUACUCCUUUCAUUUUUAGUGUGAGCCAGUUUGGUCAGAUUGCUGUCCUCCCGGACCCAUGUGAGGUGUGCGGCAGCGAGGAGAGAGGGUGUCAUUUCAGAGAAUGGGUCACUGGCGGGAGUGCUCCUGAGGGAGAGGGAGGGCAGGACAGUCACACAGGCUUCCAGGAGUAGGGACAGGGGGACAGAGGAGGUGACAGAGGCAAAGACCAGCCUCACGUUUCUCAUGAAGGGGCCCACUCAGGACAGGAAGAAGAACUGCUCCUCCUCCUCCUCUCCCACUGCUCCUGGGGAACCAGGGCAGUGCUGUAGUCCUGCAAUGUGGCAACUUCCUAGCCCGAGAAUCCAGCAUUUACUCCUAGUGGGGCUGUGGGAAACACACUUCCAUGCUGCAAGUACCCGACUCCAAAAGAAUCUGUUGACACCAUUGAAAUGAAGUGGAAAUGGCCCAGCUCUUUCAGCAUCUUAAUUGAUCUUGGGUUCAUUGUCCCCAAGAGAUCGUGGGGGGAAAUGUGACUGUGUAUUUGUUUCCAUGGGCAAGGACUUACAUCUGUUUCUAUCCCCAAGUCUCCCCGGUACCCCCGACUCCCACCCCAUUGCGGGGGUUGUUGCAGACAUCCAAUAAAGAUUUUUUAGUUCUUCUGGAAA